Messenger RNA from Ananas comosus (pineapple), 3199 nucleotides. RefSeq names its product splicing factor U2af large subunit B. Bases 227 to 2812 code for a protein of 861 amino acids. The transcript has 10 exons. NCBI's taxonomy places the organism in Eukaryota, Viridiplantae, Streptophyta, Magnoliopsida, Poales, Bromeliaceae. Gene Ontology annotation, cellular component: nuclear speck; U2AF complex; commitment complex. The record is from RefSeq and is a predicted model, not a curated record. Gene Ontology annotation, molecular function: poly-pyrimidine tract binding; pre-mRNA 3'-splice site binding.
CCCACCCGUCCAUCUCCCUCUCCCCUAUUUACUGCUCCGCCCAAGAGCUUCGUCCUCCUCCCUCCUCCCUCCUCCCUCGAACCCUCUCCCCACGCGCAGAGUCGGAUUUUUUGAAGGGGGCUUAUUGCGUUUGCGAAGACCGCGAAUUUCGCCGCGAAUUAGAUGGACUUGUAGGCUCUACCUACGACGGCGUAAGUGCUUAUGAGACUUUAACAUCGGGGGCGAGAUGAGUAGAACGAACAGGAGUGCGAAUGCUGCUCAGAGAAGUUCUAACGAAGGAACAUCAGCCCGCACGAGGCCUUUUAGCUUUGAGGAGAUCAUGCUACGGCGGGAGAAGAAACUGAGAGCCGCUACCAAUGAAAGAGACAUUGAGCCGAAGAAACCGUCGAGAAACGGUGACCGAGAUAAAGGUAAUUCUAGUAAUUUAAAGCCCUUGACGGGUGAACAGCGUAUGCCCAAGGCGAGGAAUGAAGAUGCUAAGUUCAAAAUGCGUGAAGAUAGUCUAAAGGGUAAGAGGAAAGGUGUGCCUCGUUCUGAAGUGCACUUUAAAGGCGAAUCCGGCUAUACCAAGGCCACUAGGGACAAGGAAAGCAAGAAUGGGAAGUUCAUGGAGUUGAGAAAUGAUGAAAGAGAAUCCCGAAAGAAACAGAGAAGAGAGACAGCUGAGAGUGAAAACAGAAGGAUGGAGAGAGAUGGGAAGUCUACAAAAGAGGCAAAUAGAAAGACAUAUGACCAUGACGACAAGAGGUAUAGGUCCCAGAUUGAUAUGUCGAUUCCGAAGAAGCACGGUUCUGGGAAAUCACGUGAUUCGGACUAUAUGGAAAGAAAUGAUCGAAGGAAAGAGCAUUCGAAACCCCACUAUGAGGAGCUGAGGUCAAAUAAGAGACGGUCGGUUUCAUUGUCGCCGAGGGCGCAACAUAAAGGUUCCUACCAUGUGCGUGGUAACGAUGAGUCAGCAUUUCAUUCUUCCAGGGAGAAAUUGAGACGGAAAUAUUCUGAGGGUGAUAGUUACAGGACUUCUAAGAAUGGCGAGUAUGCGAGUGGGCAUCAUCGGAAACAUGAGAGCGGCUUAGGUGGGUACUCUCCGAGGAAAAGAAAAACUGAAGCGACUAUUACGGCUCCAUCCCCAACUGCUCGUUCUCCAAAGAAAAAGGCUGCCAAGUGGGAUCAGCUUCCUGCAGAAGCCGCCCAGCCAAAUUUUGGGACUGUGGCUUCUGCAUUCCCAUUGGCUGCUGAUAAACCGCUUGUGACGAGCAGUUCUAUUCAAGUCGCACCGGCUACAACAAAACCAGAGACUGCACCUUCGCCUGUUGAGGCUAUGUUAAAAAAGGCUUCUGUUGAUUCUGUCCAGCUAACACAAGCAACCCGCCCCCUGAGGAGACUUUACAUAGAAAAUAUACCAACAUCAACCUCUGAGAGAACAUUGAUCGACUGUCUUAAUGAUUUCUUGCUAUCCUCUGGUGUGAAUCAUAUCCAAGGAACUAAACCAUGCCUUAGUUGUAUCAUAAAUAAAGAGAAGUGUCAAGCUCUUGUCGAGUUUCUCACACCAGAGGAUGCCACAGCGGCUCUUUCUUUUGAUGGCAAGUCUCUUUCUGGAUCUGCCUUGAAAAUAAGGAGGCCCAAAGAUUAUGUUGAAACAGCAAGUGCAGCUCCAGAGAAAUCAGUAGAAGAGGUAAAAGCAAUAACUGAUGUAGUGAAGGACUCACCCCACAAGAUCUUUGUCGCUGGGAUAUCUAAAGCACUUUCGUCUGAGAUGCUCAUGGAAAUAGUUAGUGCCUUUGGGCCAUUGGGUGCAUUCCGCUUUGAGUAUAAUGAAGAACUUGAUGGACCGUGCGCAUUUUUAGAGUACAUCGAUCACUCUUCUACUUUAAAGGCUUGUGCUGGAUUAAACGGGAUGAAGCUGGGAGGAUGCAUUCUAACGGUAGUUCAAGCUCUUCCUGAUGCUCCUGAGGAGGGAAAUAACAAGGCUUCUUUAUUUUAUGGUAUCCCUAUGCAUGCCAGACCCCUUCUUGCUGAAUCAACAAAAGUCCUGCAGCUAAAAAAUGUGUUUUAUGGAGAAGAGUUUUUGCUGUUAUCAAAAACUGAGCUGGAGGAAACAUUGGAAGAUAUACGUAUAGAGUGUGCAAGGUUUGGAACAGUAAAAUCGGUUAAUGUAGUAAGGCAUAGUUGCGACAGUGCCACUGAAGCUGUCAAAAAAAAGCCAAAUAGUGAAUCUGGGAGUGAAGGCUUAAUCCUUAAUCAAAAUAAAGAUAUACUUAAACCUACUAGCACUAAAGAAAUUAAAGACGAAGUUGACAAUUCCGAAGAUGCAAGAUACAACGAUAAGAUGCUUGUUCAGAAACUUGCGAAAAAAGAACUACAUGAGAAGUCUUCAGGAGACGAACAUACUAAUUUAGCUGAGAGUAUGGAUGCUAAAACAGAAGAAACUGGAUUAGCAGUAAGCGCUGUAUCUGAAAUCCCGACAAAAGAGGAUAAAGAAGAUGGCAACACCAUAGCAGUAGAGAAUUCCAAUUCUAACCUUGCUGCAGUGGAUGAAACAGAGCAAAGGAAGGAAGAUGUUGAGGCCAUCUCUUCACGACGACCCAAAUUCAACCAGUGUGGUAUAGACGAAGUGGAUGCAGUAAAUAUAGCAGAGGGUUGUUCAAGCCAUGAACUUGACAUCUUUGAACCUGGGUCUGUUCUCGUGGAGUUCAUGCGGGAAGAGGCGACGGGCAUGGCUGCGCGCUGUUUGCAUGGGCGGCUUUACGGGGAGCGGGUUGUGUCAGUUGGUUAUGUGCCGCAUGAUGUCUAUUUGGCAAGAUUUCCGAGGUGAAUAUCGGUGUGCUGAUAUUUUUGAUGGGGUUUCUAGAGGGGGCUUAAGAGCUGUAAACUGCACGAAAUGCACUGUUCGGUGUGUGUGGUUUUGAUUCGAGCGUAGUAUUUAUGUUUGUAUCUGACUAACUAGGUAGGAUGUUUCUUUAGAACUAAACCCGCUCCACAACAACACAAAAAAGAAAAAUUCAUACUUGUUCUGUUUAAUUAUAUUAGAAUAUGUUCUCAGGCAUGGUAGUCACUGUAAUUGAUUGGGACUUUAAGUGAGAUUUUAUUGGUUAAGAGAAUAUUAGAAUGAAUCAUUGGAAUGAACGAAACAAAGAGUGUAGUUGUUAAACUCGUGUGAUUUACAUUGUAGCUUGUGCUCUUUCCAGGGUUUAUGAGCUUU